AUGGCGGCACUCAACCCAACGGACAUCAUCAACGCAGGAGAACAUGUCUUCAUUAAGAUGCCAAGCGACAACGUCAAGUGCAUCGUCCUCAAGGCUGGCAGCUCGGUGUCGUUGGGAAAGUUUGGAACGUUCAAGGCGAACGACAUUAUCGGGCACGCAUGGGGAAACUCGUACGAGAUCUACGAUCGUGACAGCAAGACCCGUGUGUACCACCCAGAGGGUAUCAGCGAAGUCGAGGAGACCGCCAACAAUAACCGCGAGAUUGUCGACGAUCCCACUUCCCAAAAGCUUACUCUUGAUGACAUCAAAGCAUUGAAGUCGGAAGGACUCAAAGGCGAGCUUACUGGCGAGGAAAUCGUGAACAAGCUGAAGGAGAGCCACGCAACGUUCGACAAAAAGACCGCUUACUCGCAGGCAAAGUACCUACAAAAGAAGGGCAAAAAGUUCCACAAGGUCUUCACCCCCAUCAAGCCCACCGCCUACUCCGUCAACGAAUACUUUUACGUCAAGAAUCCCUCAAAGAUCAGAGACAUCCGCAUGGACACCCUCUCCCAGCUACUCUCAUACUCGAAUGUCCAUUCUGGUUGUAAGCUCUUGGUCGUCGACGACACUCAGGGCAUGAUCGUCUCUGCACUCGCAGAGCGCAUGGGAGGCAAGGGAACUAUUCUUGGUCUGUAUGAUGGCGACAACCCUCACUACGACAUUGUCAAGUACAUGAACUUUAACCAAGAGACCCUCGACACUAUCAAGGUCCUUUCCUGGCUCCGCAUCCACCGCCCAGCCGAUGAGAAGACACCAGAUGAGAUGCAGGAUGUGACACAACUGACAGGAAAGGACCUGGAGGGAUACCACAGACGCCUGAAGGCGUACAACAUUGUGGAGGAAUCACGCAAGAUUCUCUUCGAAGGCAAUUUUGACGCCCUGAUUGUCGCUUCGCAGUACCAGCCAGAAUCAAUUCUCGAAAAGCUGUUGCCUUACGUUGCUGGAUCAAGACCCGUCAUUGUCUACCACGGCACCAAGGAGGCACUUUUGGAGACCAGCACCUGGAUGAGGAGAUGUCCCGAUCUUUUGGCCCCUCAACUCACCGAGAGCUGGCUCAGGAAAUCACAGGUCUUGCCUGGCCGCACACAUCCCGAGAUGUCGACCUGGGGUACAGGAGGAUCUCUCUUGACCGCCACCAAGGUGAUCGAUCAGCCUGUCCAAGCCGCCUUGACCAAGCGUGAGCGUCUCGCCAUGGAAAAGAAGAAUGCCGAGGCCAAAAAGUUGAAGCGUGCACGCGAGGAGGCUGAGAGCGCCACCUCCUCACCUGCCCCUGUUGCUGCUGCUGCCGCUGUAGGAGACAUCGCCGAUGAGGCGGUUGAGGGAGUGGAAGAGGGAACCACCACUGCAACUACGACUGAUGGUGGUCAUGAAAGUCGGUCUAUCAAGCGCGCUAAGCAAGAAUAG
This is a messenger RNA of Linnemannia hyalina, 1446 nucleotides long. The record is from the annotation of a GenBank genome assembly. NCBI's taxonomy places the organism in Eukaryota, Fungi, Mortierellomycota, Mortierellomycetes, Mortierellales, Mortierellaceae.